Molecule: messenger RNA, 4278 nt
Organism: Halichondria panicea
Lineage: Eukaryota; Metazoa; Porifera; Demospongiae; Suberitida; Halichondriidae
Exons: 26
Coding region: 96-4169 (1357 amino acids)
Biological process (GO): NLS-bearing protein import into nucleus; proteolysis
Cellular component (GO): nucleus
Molecular function (GO): nuclear import signal receptor activity; cysteine-type peptidase activity; protein binding
Source: RefSeq, a predicted model, not a curated record
AAAAGUUAUUGCUGAUUCAGCUGUCUUGCUGACCUACACAGUCUCAAAGUACAAUGACCACCCUCUACUAAAGAUGUAGACUGGCUACGGUCGCAAUGGAAUUCACACACAGUAGGAAAAGAAAGCAGCAGUAUAGGCCACACUCUAAUCCAGACAACAGAGAUAAGAGGGCGGCCAUUAUUGAUGACUUUGACCGAGGUCUGAAAACCCCACCCUCCCGGUCUACUCCUGGCCAUGAAGUAACAGUCAUUGAGGAUGACGAACCAGAUCAAAGUGAUCAUGGUGCAAGGAUAAGCAGUGGAACAAUGUACGACCAGCACAAAACUCCAGGAGAGUAUAAAAGUAGUAGUUUCAAGAUACCCAAAAAGAAAUUGCACGAUCUAACUUUCGGCCACGAUCAGUCUAACGAAACUACCAAUGUUGGAAUUCAACCCAUGCCCCCUAAAUCAAAUGUUGUAGAUGUAAUAAACAGAGCCAAGUCUAUGAAAUCAAGAACUACUACAACUUCAAAAACUGGCUCUACUAUUCCUGAUUUUCUUACACUAGCGAAAACGCCUUAUACAAAGAACAAAAUUUCUAACUCCAUGGAAAGUUCUUUACCUGCUCCGAAGAAGAAAAGACCAUUUAGAACCAAUCCAAUACGUUCAGAAUCACCAACUGAAACUACUCAAAUUACAAAUUUUGACUCUCAAAAAAGCAUGCUUUGGAAUGACACCUGCAUAGGACUAGAAGAUCCCAAUUCCAGUUUUGAUACCAAACCCAAUUCUGACUGUGUUCGUGAUUCGAGAAAAUCGUGGGCUAGUAUUUCACCAGAUAGGGAUGAUGACAUUGCUUCAAAUACUUCUUCUGAAGAGGUAGAUGCGGGCGAGAUUUUUAAACGCCCUGUUGAUAAAAAGCAAGUAUUGCCUAAAGACAAAACUACCGAUAAAGCUGCGACUAAUGACGUAGUAACUAUUCAUUCAGAUGAUGAUGAUGAUAAUGAUGUUAAAGCAACGACUAGCUCAAAUUUCAAGUCACCUUUGCCAAAUCGCUUCCUCCCUCCAAAAGCACCCCCCAAGAACACCAAUGACAAUACUGACAAGUUUAAUAAACUUUUAUCCACAACUAAUUCAGUUCUCAAAACUUGCUCGGAAAAGCCUACAUCUACAGCAGAUUCGACAAAUGCUUCCAGCACUCAUAGAAAUGUAUUUGCCAAGAGUCAAGCGGCCUCCAAAGGGAAGUGUAGUAUUCAAGUCACUCCCACGUUUCUAUCUAAAGAGCAAUUAGCAAUGGCGACGACCCAUGCACUCCCCAGUACGGGAAAAGCUAGGGAUAUUCUGUCCAUUACAGACUCUCCUGUUUUAUCAAAAGUCGAGUUCAGUUUUGAAGUGGAUGAUGAGAAGGUUGCAAGGACUUCCACUAGUUCAGCAGCAGGGACCAGGAAACCAUUGACUACCUCAAGAGCAGCUGAGCUUCCCUCUGAUUUGGCCAGGCGUCCUCUAAAGAGACCAACACAGUCAGCGGCAACCCCAGGCAGCUUCUAUAGCAGUAAUGGCAGUCCCUCCAAUCAGCUGUUCUCACAGUUUAGGUCUCGAGCGUGGGGUACUGGUUCCUCCAGGAUGAGCUCUGUACGUGGUAACAGUGCCAACCAAGUCAUGGCCACCUAUGGAAUAAAGAAGCCCCUCAAACUGAAGCGCCCCCUGCCUUCACCAUGCUCUGUCGAUGUGGAUGAUGAGGAGUCCCUCCCUCUGUCAGUGCAGUGUGUGCAGAUAGGUCGACUAGAGCUCGACAAAGUGCUGCACGUUGAGCUGAGAAAUGACGUACUGUGUAUGAAGCUGGACUAUGAGGGCCGGACAGAGACUGUUCAAGUUUCCCUUCCUGCGUGCUUUGUUUGGCAGCUUCACCUUGGGGAAGAGCCUUAUAUCGUCUACAUCAAUGUAAAGUCACCAGAGGCUAAGAAAAUAGCGGAGACCCUCUCCAAGAAGUACCACCUGGACUCUGACUUCUUCAACCCUUUAAGCAGUAACAUCUCUGAACAGUGCAUCAUGCUCAGACUGGAGGAGAGGCCAUUACCACAUCUGAUCAGCUCUAUUAUAGAGUUCCUAACCAAGAUGAAUGUGUCCGUGGAUCAAAAUCUAGGCACUGUUGAGGCAAAGAAACUGCUGAAUGAUAUCAAGCCAUUAAAACCAUCCAGGAGUCACGGCAGACCACUCUCCAACGAUGAUGUCAAAUCACUUGUGCCUAGUUUGAAUGUGCGUAGAUCUCAGAGGAGCAGGAAAGCCCCUGUGAGGAUGGACCCCUCCUCUCCCAUCACUCUAGUGGAGUCUAUUGUUGUACACAACAAGCCCAAUGUCAGACUGCUGGCGUACAAUGUGCCAGCUGGUAGCAAGGUCAACAUAGAGGUCUCCACUCACGAUGUGGACACACUCGCCCCGGGGGAAUACAUCAACGAUAAGGUCGUGGACUUCUACCUCAGGUACAUGUGGUAUGAGCGGUUGGCUGAGAGGCUGCGGUCCAAAGUGCACAUCUUUAGCUCCUUCUUCCACACUCGACUAAAGGAUGCCUCCAGAGACAACAAAGAACUCAAGUGUCUCCAGACCCCCGAGAGACAGCAUAACCGUGUCAAGACGUGGACUAGACGAGUGGACUUGUUUGACAAGGAGUACAUUGUGCUGCCAGUUUGUGACAGGGCCCACUGGUUUGUGGCGUUUGUGUACAAGGCUGGGGAGUUUGAUCCUGUGAGAGAGCUGGCCACACGAGAGGCAAAGGCAGCAAAGAAAAACAAGAAAAAACCUUUAAAAAAGAAACCGGACACACCCCUGGACAUGCUCUGUAAGGCUCUGUUCAGUGUGGACCCUCAGGAGCAGCUGGCAGCAGUGCGGAGGUUUAGACACAUACUCUCACAGUUGAACAAUCCACCGAUUGAGGAGGUCAUUAGGUUGGGCUGUCUCCCAAAGUUUGUAGAGUUUCUCCACUGUUCAACCAGUCCGUUUCUACAGUUUGAGGCUGCCUGGGUCAUCACAAACAUUUCAUCUGGCUCCACCCUACAAACACGUACGGUCAUUGAGGCCGGAGCCAUCCCACCUCUUGUGCAGCUGCUCCUCUCACAGCACGACUACAUACGGGAACAGGCUGUAUGGGCACUAGGCAACAUAGCUGGAGACAGUGCUGAGUACAGAGACAUCACUCUAUCAUUUGGUAUAAUGGAGCCUCUUCUGUUAUUACUACAAGACCCUACCCUCAAGGUGGCUGUGAUGAGAAACGCCACUUGGACUCUCUCUAACCUUUGUCGGGGGAAGAGUCCACCACCGGACCUAGGGGCAGUGCAACUGUCCAUUCCAGUGCUGGCUAAACUACUCCACUCUGAGGAUAUGGAGGUUCUCUGUAACUGCGCUUGGUCUGUCGCGUUCAUUGGUGAUGGUCCUAACGAUCGUAUCCAGCGUAUAGUGGAUGGUGGUUUAUGUCGACGUCUGGUGGAGCUGUUGUUCUUCCCUGAUAAGAAAGUGUUAGCCCCUGCCCUACGAGCCGUGGGUAACAUCCUCACAGGGGACGACCGUCAGACACAGCUGCUGCUCAACUGCUCAGUUCUGCCUGCACUACAACAUCUCCUGAGCAGUCGCUUCGAGGGAGUCAAGAAGGAGGCGUGUUGGGCUCUAUCCAACGUCACCGCCGGCAACAGAGUGCAGAUACAGACUGUGAUUGACUGCAACAUAUUCCCGCUACUAAUCGAGGUGCUCAGCUCGGGGGUGGACUACAAGACGAGGAAGGAGGCUGCGUGGGCGGUACUCAACGCCACACAGGGGGGAACAGCCGAGCAGAUCAGAUACUUGGUGGACGUUGGUUGCGUAAAGCCGCUGUGUGAUCUGCUGACAGUGCAAGAUCCUCGUAUGGUCAUGAUCACUCUGGAGGGACUGGAGAAUAUACUCAAGAUAGGACAACAGGACGCUGUGAAGAAUGUCAACCCUUUUGCCCUCAUGGUGGAGGAGGCCUAUGGCCUGGACAAGAUCGAGCACUUGCAGCAGCACAGCAGUGAACAAGUGUACAAGAUUGCACUGAGAAUUAUUGACAAGUAUUUCGGUGAUGACCAGGACCAAGUGGACUUACAGCUGGCCCCAAACCCUGCCAAGGACGGAGAACAAUAUAUGUUUAAUACCAACACACAAUUGCCUGAGGGCGGUUUCCAAUUCUAAAACUCAAUCUGUAAUCACUUUUCAUGAUGUAUGUAUGUAUGUAUGCAGUUAUUUGUCUAUUUUGUUACAUUACUUUGUCAAUUUAAAAUGAAUUUGUUGACUCUGCUAA